Messenger RNA from Medioppia subpectinata, 1145 nucleotides. The record is from the annotation of a GenBank genome assembly. Lineage: Eukaryota; Metazoa; Arthropoda; Arachnida; Sarcoptiformes; Oppiidae.
CUAUAGUUAUAUCAAUUCGUGUCACUCAUAGAUUGUCAGCGAAUCAUAUGUUUUAUUGAAGGGGAGAGAGAGACGAGGGGUUACUCUAUCUCUUCCACAAACUUUUGUUUCAAUAAAUUUACUCUUCAUAUAAGAAGUCAACUGUUCGGUCGGUCAGCAGUUUUUGUCACAAUUCACACUCAUUUUUGCCAUUCAUUUAACGUUACAAAAAAAAAUCUCAUCAAGUUUUCACAACUAAUUCUUUAAUUUUUUAAUUUGUUUUAAAAGUUCUUCUAAUUAAAGAAGUUUUACACCAAAACAUCGUUUAAGAUAAAGAUAAAAGUUGUUUGGAUUUAAAAUCAUAUAUCAAUUGAACACAAUUAUACAAAGCACUCAAAAAUGGUUGUAUUCAACGGUCCGAUAGCGUGUAUGCCUUCACCACCGCUAACAUUAUGGACCGCAAGUCUGCCGACAUCUCCGUGUCCUCUACUAUCGCCACUGCCGUCAGUGUCUCCCCAAUCGUCGAGUCACUGCAGUUCGUUAGCGCCGUCGCCCACCACUACAUACCCCACACUUCCCAUCGCAACUCCACUAUCAUUACCACAUCUUAACUAUGGAUCAAGUGUUGUCAUUAGACCGACCCCUUGGAACCAAUCUUAUGGUAUGGAACAGGUAUGGCUCUCGGAAUUUCAUCGCUUAUUCUCCAAUUACUACCAACAAGUUUGGAUCCUUCAACCCGUCGAACACAAACCCAUUGCCAACCGCUCUAUGCAUACAUUCGUCGAUUCAGCUAAAGUUAGAUUCUGUUGUGAUAAAUGCGGUCACGGGUGGACUUCAAUGAAGGGGAGAGUUGUGUUUUGGUUUGAUCUGUUGUCACCCUAUUAUUCCAAUGGCUUCGUGGCGUUUAAACUCUAUGGCCAACAAUGCGAUAGAUGUAAAACUGAUGGAUACGAACAGGCCAUGUGGUAUCCCGAAGAAGUUUGCAAAGUGUUGACAAACUUAUACAAUAAAGUGGGGCAACUAUUUUAUGGCUUCUAUCAGCCACCGAUUGAGAAGACCCGCCGGUCAGGCAAACCCCGUACCCCUCAUAACAGUGACUUAUGUCAGGCCUGUAAGGAUGGUCUAUGCGUUGAUCGAAAAUGACAUUAAUUACAGUAUUAUUUAGU